Molecule: messenger RNA, 2205 nt
Organism: Maniola jurtina (meadow brown)
Lineage: Eukaryota; Metazoa; Arthropoda; Insecta; Lepidoptera; Nymphalidae
Product: ESF1 homolog
Exons: 9
Coding region: 118-2199 (693 amino acids)
Biological process (GO): rRNA processing
Cellular component (GO): nucleus
Molecular function (GO): RNA binding
Source: RefSeq, a predicted model, not a curated record
GUCAUCACACUUGUCAUUGUCAUACCUGACUGACUUACCCUUUGCUUUUUAGGUUAGGUCAAUAAAUUAAAUGUUCUGAUUUCGAAGUAUUUUUUUCGUGAUUUACUAGCUUGAAAAAUGAGUGAUAUAUUGAAGGAUAGUCGUUUCGCAAAGUAUCUAAAUGACCCACGAUAUAGACAAAUACCAAAACAUGAGAGGAAGGUCAAGAUAGAUAAAAGAUUUCAAUCUAUGUUCAGUGAUGAGAAGUUUAAAGUUAAAUAUACAGUGGACAAACGAGGACGGCCGGUGAACGAAACAUCUACUGAAAAUUUACGUAAAUAUUACGAUUUAGAUGAAUCUGAUGAGAGUACUGAUGAGGAACCGGCAACUAAUAAUGAUGCUGAAACAAAAGAACAAGAAACAACGAGUAUUCCCGAAGAAGACAACGACAUAGAAGCAGGUCGUUUCGUCAAACGUUUGCCCAGUGAGGACGAAGGGAAAGAAGAAGAAAAAGCACUUACUAAUUUUAAAAAUGAUAAAUUAAUCAGAGGAAGUUUGGACAUUAAAACUAAGAGACGUUUGUUAGACUUAGAUAUUGACUAUGCUCGUGGAGAAGGGGUGCUCCUAACAGACUCUUCUAGUGAGGAAGAGGACAGUGAGAGUGAGGAGGAAAGUGACUUGGAACAUGAGUGGGGAGAACUUGAUGCUGAUGCAGAAACCACUGAUGAAUCUACUAGAAGGAUAGCUGUCUGCAAUAUGGACUGGGACAAUAUAAAAGCGACAGAUUUAAUGGUUCUUCUCAGUUCUUUCUUGCCUCCUGGAGGUGUUAUACAUCAUAUAACUGUAUAUCCAUCAGAAUAUGGUCUAAAAAGAAUGCAAGAAGAGGAUAUAAGGGGCCCUAUCGAGCUCACGGAAGAUAAAACAGAUGAGUGUGAUCUUUCUGAUAAUGGUGGAAAUGAAGAAGGUUCCACAUACCAUAUGGAGAAGCUCCGUAGAUAUCAACUGAAUAGGUUGAAGUAUUUCUAUGCUGUCGUGGAAUGCGAUACUGUGGCGACUGCAGACAAGUUGUACAGUGAAUGUGAUGGCAUGGAGUAUGAGAGCAGUGCUACCAAAUUGGACAUGAGGUUCAUACCUGAUGACGUCACCUUUGACCAGGAACCUCGUGAAACAUGCACCAAACUGCCAGAUCUAACUAAAUACAAGCCACGAUUAUUUACAACUACAGCACUGCAGCAAGCCAAGGUGGAUCUUACUUGGGAUGCCACCAAUCCAAAACGUGCAGAAUUGAUUAAAGGUGCCCUUGAUGGAAAAAUUGAUGAUCUAGAUUUGAAAGAAUAUUUAGCUUCCAGCAGUGACGACAGUGCAGAAGAAGAACCCAAAUCUGAUAUUGAAGAUGAAAAUGAAGAUCCAAUACAGAAGUACAAGAUGUUGCUAGAUGAUAUUGAGACUAAAGAGCAGAAGAAACAGAACAAAGAUAUGGAAAUGGAAAUCACCUGGGGGUUGGGGGUUAAAGACAAGGCUGAAGAACUAGUUAAGAAAAAGAUUAAUGAAGAUGACAAGGAUUUAACUCCAUUCGAAAAACUAUUACAAAAAAGAAAAGAGAAAAAGAAACAGAGAAAACUAAAUAAUAAACAAAAGACAGACGACACAAAAUCAGAUUCUGAUGGAAGCUCGUCUGACGAAAUACCUUCAGACGUCGACAUGAGCGACCCAUAUUUUGCUGAAGAGUUUAACAAACCCGACUUCAAGAAUAAGAAAUUAAAAGCGAAAAGGCAAUCUCUAAAAGAAGACGAGGAUUCAGCAGAUAAGGAAAGAAGAAAGGCGGAAUUGGAACUCUUAAUAGACAAAGAUGAAGCUAAAGAGCACUUCAGUCUUAAGAAAAUACAAGAGGCAGAGAAUAUUAAUAAGAAAUCUAAGAGGAAAAGGAAACUCAAAGAGAAAAUCAAAGAGCAGAAGGAAGCAGUUCCAGAUUUCGAAAUAAAUUUGGACGAUCGCAGGUUCGCGGCGUUGUAUGAUUCACACCUAUUCAACAUUGAUCCUACCGACCCCAACUUUAAGAAAACAAAGAAUAUGGAAAAACUUAUUCAUGAGAAACUGAAAAGAAGACCAAAAGACGACCCUGUGCCUGAAGUUAAAACAAAGAAAUCAAAGGAAGACGCAGAAUUGAAUGUUUUAGUAAAAAAUAUUAAGCGGAAAACAAAGGAUGUAUUAAAGAAAUAAAAUUAU